This is a messenger RNA of Anguilla anguilla (European eel), 4375 nucleotides long. RefSeq names its product FCH and mu domain containing endocytic adaptor 1 (gene fcho1). NCBI's taxonomy places the organism in Eukaryota, Metazoa, Chordata, Actinopteri, Anguilliformes, Anguillidae. The transcript has 27 exons. Gene Ontology annotation, cellular component: cytoplasm; clathrin-coated vesicle; clathrin-coated pit. The record is from RefSeq and is a predicted model, not a curated record. Gene Ontology annotation, biological process: clathrin coat assembly; clathrin-dependent endocytosis. Bases 223 to 3543 code for a protein of 1106 amino acids.
GAGAGCAGAGGGGGAUUUCAGCAGAUGAUUCUGAUGCAGGAUGGUGUUCCCGCUGCUCCUGCUGCAUGAAAUCUCCCUCCUGUGCUGGACACAGCCUUGCCUGUGGCUUCUCCCGCUCGGCACAUCCGGUGAGGAGACGGUGACCCAGUUAAACGCACAGCUGGGCGGGCUGGACGUGGAGCCCACGCGGAGUUUCCUCAGAUCUCCCUUAGAGCAGCGAAGAUGGCGCUCUUCAAAAAUAACUUCUGGGGAGAGAAAAACGCUGGCUUCGAUGUGCUGUAUCACAACAUGAAACACGGACACAUCUGCACCAAGGAGCUGGCGGAGUUCGUCAGAGAGAGGGCCGCCAUCGAGGAGACGUACUCCAAGUCCAUGAGCAAACUGGCCAAGAUGGCCUGCAACGGAAGCCCCCUGGGGACGUUCGCCCCCAUGUGGGACGUGUUCCGCGUCUCUUCGGACAAGCUGGCCCUCUGCCACCUGGAGCUGACCAAGAAGAUGAACGACCUCAUCCGCGACGUCAGCAAGUACGGCGAGGAGCAGGUCAAAGUUCACCGCAAGACGAAGGAGGAGCUGCUGGGGACCGUGGAGGCGGUGCAGGCCCUCCAGGCGCAGAGCGCGCACCUGCAGAAGUCCCGGGAGGUCUACCACGGAAAGUGCGUGGAGCUAGAGCGGCUGCAGCGGGAGGGGGCACCGCAGAAGGAGGUGGAGAAGAUGGAGCUGAAGGUGAAGAAAGCUGGGGAGUCGUUUGCCGCCUGCAUAGAGAAGUACAACCGCGUGGGCGGAGACUUUGAGCAGAAAAUGAGCGACUCUGCUCAGAAGUUCCAAGACAUCGAGGAGGCUCAUCUGCGGCAGAUGAAGCAGCUGAUUAAGGCCUACUCGCACUCCAUAGAGGACACCCACGUACAGGUGGGGCAGGUCCACGAGGAGUUUAAGCAGAACGUGGAGAACAUCGGCAUAGAGAACCUCCUCCAGAAGUUUGCUGAGCUGAAGGGCACGGGCAAGGACAGGCCAGCUGCGGUGGGCUUUGAGGGGCACAGCUCCAGCCUGGUGCCUGACGCAGGGAAGAGGAGUCGGGGGAAAGCCUUCCGCAUCCCUGGCCUGAGCAGGAGGGACAAGGAGCCGGACUCUACGGAAUCAGCCGUGACAGGGACUCAAAACUCUCCGGAAGUGGACGAGGAGGGCUUCGUGAUCCGCGCCGACGUCACCGAGAACGGCUGCGCUCAGGAGAAGGAGAAGGAUGGCAACUUCUACUCCAGCGACUCGGACUUCGACGACGACGAGCCCAAGAAGUUCCGCAUCCAGAUCCGGCCGGUGGGCAGCGGCGGCCGCGGGAGCUCGGUCGCCAGCGAAAUGGAGCUGCGCGCCACCGUGGGGACCCUCACCCUGCCCCCCAACCGAGGGCAGGUCUCAGCCAAGAGACAGCUCUCCCGGAACUCCAGCUGCACGGCCGGACCGCGCUCGGAAGGGGAGGGAGACAGCGCCCCCCGCAGGGAGGGCGAGCGGGACAGGCGGGCGAGAUCGACCGCCAGCUCUGACCGUACCAGGUUGAGCUCCACAGUGUCGGGUUCUGAGGCGCUGUUUGGGCCCCCCCUGGAGUCGGCCUGUAAGUCCAGCAGUCUGGCCGAUCCCGCCUUCUCCUCUGACUCCUCCUCCCCUGAGAAUGUGGAGGACUCGGGUCUGGACUCGCCUUCCCAUCAGCCCCUGGGGCCCUCUCCGGAGCCGGCCAGCUGGGCGGCCUGGCCCUCGGCACCGCAGAGCAGGGGCCCGGCUGUCCCGGGGAGGACCCCGGACCCCUUCCUCUCAGCCUUCCCUGACCCCCCCACGCAGAGGGAGCCCGCCUGCCCUUGGGCCCCGUCCCCCGGCGCUCCGGACCCCGCGUUCGGCGUGCCCGCGUUCGGCCGGUCCCUGGCCCCCCCGGAGCCGGACCCCACGGUGUGGACCUGCCGCCACAUUCCCCCGCAGGACGCCUUCCUGGCCGCCUUCGAGGAGGCUCCGCCCUCGCCUCCGCCCUGGGGCCCUCCCCCGCCCUGCAGGUCCCGGGGCGGCAAGGGGCCGGAGGCGCAGAGAGACCCACGCCCUUCCUCCUCCUCGUCCUCCUCCUGCUCGUCCAGCGCUCGUGCUGACCGGGACCCCAUCGUCCCGGUUCUGGACUCCCCGGAGGACCCCUUCUCCAUCACCAUGAUUGGCAGCCCCACGCACCAGGCCGCCCAAUGCGGCGGCGGCGGCAGGACCCUCCCCCCCUCCGGCUCCGCCCCCCAGCCCAAAAGGGAGCGGGCGUACCGGGGGUCCGUGGGGAACCCCUUCAGCGAGGGCGGGGCAGCUGGGGGGCGGGACGGGGAGAGGAAGGAGAGAGUCCCAGAGGAGGAGCCCGUCAGAAACGGCCUGCCGCUCACACGAAGCUCUGAGCUGCAGAACCAUCUGAACACAGAGCCCUGCCCCGGCACAGUGACCCCCCCUCCCUCGCAGCACGGGAGCACAGAGCUCCUGGGGCCGGCCCCCGCCCGACCUGCCCGAGCGACCAGGACCCUGGGGCCCCUGAGUGGCCCUGAAAGGUCCCGGUCUGUGUGCUCCUCUCCGCUCCCCGGCCCCAGUCCUGGUUUUACAACCUCCUCAUCCUCCUCCAGUCCCAGCGAGUGGGCGGGGCAGACCACGUCUACCCCACGCCCCUCCAGCCCCGCCCGGGGCCUGUCCCGUGGACCCAGCCCCCUGUCCCUCAGCGCCCAGGAGGCCUGGCCCGUGGCCGCGGCCCUCACAGAGUACAUCAACGCGUACUUCAAGGGCGGGGAGCAGAACCGCUGUCUGGUGAAGAUCACAGGCGAUCUCACCAUGUCCUUCCCCGCCGGAAUCGCCCGCAUCUUCGCCGCCAACCCCAACACCCCCGUCCUCAGCUUCCGGUUGGUCAACACGGCUCGGGUGGACCAGUUUCUGCCCAAUCAGAAGCUGCUGUUCAGUGACCCGUCGCAGAGCGACCCGGGGAGCAGGGAUUACUGGUUCAACAUGCAGGCCCUCACCGCGCUGCUCCAGAGGGAGGCCCAGCUCAACCCCCAGGCCUCCUACUACAACGUGACCGUACUCAAGUACCAGGUGUCAGCGCAGGACUCUGACUGUGCUCCGGUCCUGUUGUUGGCGGAGUGUCAGCGCAGCGGGACGGUGACGCGCGUCUCCCUGGACUACCGCUGCUCCCCCGCCGUGGCCCCCGGGGCCGAGCUGAGCGGCGUGCAGGUCCUGCUGCCCCUCGACCCCUCCGCCACCGACCCCCAGUGCCAGCCCCCCGCGUCCUGGAAUGCUGAGGAAAGACGGUUGCUGUGGAAACUGCCUAACCUCUCGCCCACCAGCAACAGCAAAGGCUCAGGAACGCUGUGUGCCAGCUGGCAGUGUCUGGAGGCCCCCCGGGGCCCGCCCCCCAGCCUGGCGGUGCAGUUUACGGGCUCGGGGGCGGCGCUGUCCGGCCUGGGCGUGGAGCUGGUGGGCGGUCGGUACCGCAUGUCCCUGGUGAAGAAGAGGUUUGCCACAGGGAAGUACAUGGCCGGCUGCUCGUUGUGAGGUGACCGGGACCCUCCGCCCUUUCUGGAAUCAUCCGGAAACACUCUUAUUGCACUUUCAGAAUGGCGAGGGGAGGCGCCGUGACCCCCCCCCCCCCACCCCCCCCACCCCGGCACGAAGAGAGCCCUCAAAGUCCCGCCCGUGACUCGCCUAUCUUAACCCAUCUGUGUGUCGCUACGGACAGCCUUCUUUUGAUUGGUUCAUUGGGAGUCGGUGACUGACGGCACGUGGUAGCCCCGCCCACUGCGCGGUUAACGAAGCCUCCGGCUUCCCAGCAUUCCCUCCAGGUCUCUGAAGGAGCGCUGGGGAACGCCAUGGCGACGGGUCCGGCUCCACAGCAGGGGCGUGGUCAGCCUGGGACUGUUCCUCUCGAUUCAGAGCUUGUGCUCUAUCCUGGGAUCGGGGUCUGGUCACCUGACCCUUCAGAACACCGACCAAUCAAAUACAAAGACCUCCCGGCUGUGCGGUGUGCGCACAGAAAAUCCGAACCCAGUUUGUUAUUUGGGGAAGAGUGCAAGUUCUUUUCUUUGUGACAUUGUUUGUUUUGUGCGGUAUGCAAUGUGAAUAGUUUGUGCCUUGAGAUUGAAGACUUCGGACGUCAGACUUCGACUGAAGAAAGUGUGACUGAGACGUCAGCCCUGCCCCUCGUGCAUAUCUGGAACGGUAUUGCCAUGAAAACUUGAAUUUUAUAUUUAGGAGCCUACAGGGGUUGACUGUACAUAUUUCUGCGUUGGAUUUGGAAUCUGUGUGGAGUUUGUCAUGAUGUAUAUAUGUACCAAGGAGCAGGCUCGAGCUAAUUAAUUGGUUCAUUAAACUGCCUAAUUUUCCUAAA